Molecule: messenger RNA, 1164 nt
Organism: Cyclocybe aegerita
Lineage: Eukaryota; Fungi; Basidiomycota; Agaricomycetes; Agaricales; Hemipholiotaceae
Source: the annotation of a GenBank genome assembly
AUGGACGACGGCGUCCAGACAUCGAGCACGUCCCGCAGACGGACAAGGGAGAGUGAGACCGAGAGCCAGAAGAGCAAGCGGGAGAAGGCAGCGGAGAGACAGCGCAGAAAACGCGAGCGGGAUCGCAGGAAUGCUGCGGCCCUCCAGGCCCAGCAGCAGCAAGCCCAGCAGCAAGCAGCCGCCGUCGCUGUCCAACAGCAACAACAGGCUCAGCAGCAGCUCCAGCAGCCACCACCACCACCACCCCCGCAGCCCCAACAGGCGCCCCCGCAACAGGCCGCCCAGGCCGAAUACUCCCAGCAGGAACUGACGGCGGAGGAGAUCAUACGGCGAGACCGGGUCCGAGCAGCCGCCCGCGAGCGGCAGCGCAAGCACCGGUUGCUCGUCAAACAGCGGCGCAUGCGCGAACUCGGGCUCGACAUGGGCAACGAGAUCAUCCCCGGCAUGGAGGAGGUCCACUACCGCGCCGCACCAGACGGCCAGUACCACCAGGUCCUCCCGCCCGAGCUCCAGCAGCAGCUCCCACAGCCGCCACCACCCCCGGCGCACCACCCGGGGCAGCCACCCGUGCACGAGCCACCGUUCCCGCAGGGCGCGCCGCUCGGGGGGCAGACAUUCGCCUCGACGCUUUUGUUGUCGUUCUCGUGCGCACCGUUACUGAAGCAGCAUCUCCUACGGACACUCGCAAUGACGAACGAGGAGCUUGCCUCUCUCGAACCCAUCAUCGCUGAGGCAUGGGACAGAUGGGACCACCAACGCCGAUUGCACUACGCCGAGCACGUAGCGAAGAACGGCGGGCCACCUCCAGGAAUGCCACCACCACCCUACGCCCCUCGCGACCUCACCCAACACGACCCCAACGCACACCCAUUCCCGCACCCGAACGGCCCGGGACCCGCAGACCCUUCGCAGGCACAGGCACAACUUGCCGCACAAGCACAAGCACAGGCGCAGGCAGUUGCAAACGACUUCCGGGCAAGGUUCCAUAGGUCGAUCAUUGGCCCGCCGCCGUUCCGUACCGGGGCCUUCGAAGGGCAGGGCGGUGGGAGCGGGGCGGGGACACCGGGUGCGAAUGGCACAUCGGAGGCGAUUGACCCGCAUCUCGCGAAUGGGAGCAGUGCAAGCUCGACUAGUACGAGCGGAGCGACGAAAACUGAACCUUGA